This is a messenger RNA of Nannizzia gypsea CBS 118893, 1032 nucleotides long. Its product is annotated as retinol dehydrogenase 12. The transcript has 2 exons. Bases 1 to 1032 code for a protein of 343 amino acids. NCBI's taxonomy places the organism in Eukaryota, Fungi, Ascomycota, Eurotiomycetes, Onygenales, Arthrodermataceae. The record is from RefSeq and is a predicted model, not a curated record.
AUGACGGAAUUUGAUGCUGCUGUUUUCCAGAGGCGAACCUCUCUCGCUUUUUAUCAACGUCAACUAUUCACCACGCCACCCGUGACCUCUCGUAAUGAGGUAGACCUAGCAGGAAAAACAGCCAUCAUCACUGGGUCAAACACCGGUCUUGGAUUCGAAUGUGCACGACAGCUGCUAGAUCUCGGUCUAAGCAAGCUCAUUGUCGCCGUUCGCAACAUUACAAAGGGCGAGGAAGCAAGGGGAAAGCUACUUUCUGGAAGAAAAGCCGAGAAUUACUCCAUCGAGGUCUGGGAGUUGGAUCUCUUAUGCUAUGGCUCCAUUGUUUCCUUUGUGGAGCGAACCAGGACACUUGAACGACUAGACUACUUUGUCAACAAUGCUGGCUUUACAAGGCUGUCGUUUGCGAUAAACGAGAAGACCGGGCAUGAGGAGGUUAUACAGGUCAAUUACUUCUCACUCGCAUUGCUCACUAUCCUUAUACUGCCGGUACUAAGGGAGAAGAAUUCAGCUCGACAACCUGGACGUCUAGUUAAUGUGUCCUCUGAUACCCCUUCCUGGGCCAAGUUUAAAAAGAGAGAUUCAGUCCCUUUAUUACCCGCCUUUGACAAGGAGGAUAAUUUCGAUCCACAUGAUCGUUACGCAACGUCUAAGCUACUUGCUCAGCUUUUUCUUGCACGGCUUGCCAAACAAGUGCCUCCCUCGGUUGCUACCAUCAACACUCCUAACCCUGGCCUUUGCAAAACAAGCUUGACUAGGAAUUACAAGACCAGCUUGCAGAGGGUUUUAUUUGGCAUAUUUAAGCUUGUCUUUGCUCGCACUGCUGCUGUUGGCGCUCGCUCUAUUACUAAUGCCAUCGUUAAGCAUGGUUCGGAGUCACAUGGACAAUACCUGGAAGAUGGGGAAGUACAGCCUAUGGCACCUUUCGUAUACACGGACGAAGGUAAGAAGGUGGCAGAGUUGUUAUGGGAGGAAACCAUGGCUGAACUAUCUUUUGCAAAUGUUUCUGACAUUCUGGAAGAUCUAAGUCUGUAA